GAAAAUAAAAUAAUCAUAAAUGGAAAGUAUGCCCAAAGCUAUUCAAGAGGAGAACACCGAGAUAAUCAGUCUAGAGAAGUCUGUUCUGGAAGAAACAAAGAAACAAGAUAUCGCCAGAUGCCAGAGCAUCCUCUAUAAGAUUUUUCCAGAGCAAAGAGAAAUUCAGCCAUUGGAUUCAGACUCUGGAGAAAUUCCAGAAAAUAGCCAACUUCUCAUUGAUUUCAGCGAUCUUGGAGGUGUGAAGCCUGCCCAAAAUUUCAAAAAUCUCAAGUUCUUUGAUUUAAACUUGAUUAGGUUUGUUAGAGUGAAGUCUAAAAAUAGGCAUUUUAGAGAUUUCUUAGAAUUCUCACUCCCAAAUAAAACUAAUUUUCUCUAUUUUUACUCCUCUAAUAAAAUGGAUCUGAAGAGGUCCAAUUACUUAAAUUUCUUGCUCAGGAUCAGUUCUAAAGUCCUCCAAAUAGUUUCAUUUGAAUCUUUCUGCAUCGGCCUCUCCUCCCUGAAGAGGCUGGUGGCAGCCUACAAACAUGUCGGAGGGUUAAGAUUGUGGGAUUGCAGGCUAUCAAUUCCAAGUGUUCCUGAUUUUUCAAAGGCUCUUUCUAACUGUCAAAUCCAGGAACUAGAUUUAUAUAGAUCCCGAAGGUCUUAUAAUAGUGACUGGGGGGACAACUUCAACGAGUUCAAGAACUUGGUCCAAGGAUUAGCAAGUUCUCCAGAUUUAAGGUUGAGUCUCAAAGAGGUAAAUAUCACACACUGUGAAGUAAACCAGGAUGAAGUUGAGCAAACUUUUGAAGAAAACCGACUUGGAGGAGUUAAAAUAAUUGGUGGAAAAUAAUUUUUGUUA
Molecule: messenger RNA, 841 nt
Organism: Moneuplotes crassus
Lineage: Eukaryota; Ciliophora; Spirotrichea; Euplotida; Euplotidae
Source: the annotation of a GenBank genome assembly